Messenger RNA from Dermacentor albipictus, 6742 nucleotides. It is a transcript of the gene Mad, whose product is annotated as Mothers against dpp. Lineage: Eukaryota; Metazoa; Arthropoda; Arachnida; Ixodida; Ixodidae. Gene Ontology annotation, cellular component: heteromeric SMAD protein complex. Gene Ontology annotation, biological process: anatomical structure morphogenesis; regulation of transcription by RNA polymerase II; cell differentiation. The record is from RefSeq and is a predicted model, not a curated record. Gene Ontology annotation, molecular function: I-SMAD binding; DNA-binding transcription factor activity, RNA polymerase II-specific; RNA polymerase II cis-regulatory region sequence-specific DNA binding.
AGGUGCAGCGCCUCUGUUGCGUAGUGUCGGGUGUUUAGUUGUUCAACGACAGCAUUGCAGACGAUGCGUAACUCUCCCGAGGAAUAUAUGAAUCGUCUUGUGUAUCGAACUGGCCGCUUUGAUUGAGGUAUUAACGUCAUUCGGCGCGGAGUAGCACGACAACAAAUGCUCGCCUCCUUGACGCCAAAUUGUUGAUGUGUUGUGACUGGUAUUAACAGUUAUUCGGACAUUGUGACCCCCAUUCGUUGUCUUUCAACUCUUUCUGAAUGGAAUUAACGCUAUAAGAUCACCUGUUUACGUCGGCUGUUCUUGUUAUGUUUUCAGAGUAUGGUGAGCAACGGCUACAGCGGCCCCAGCAGCGGCGGGGGCGGGGCAUUUGACAAGCUGGAGGACGCUAUGUCAACCCUGAACAGCCUGUUCUCCUUCACGAGCCCCGCCGUGAAGAAGCUGCUAGGCUGGAAGCAGGGUGACGAGGAGGAAAAGUGGGCGGAGAAGGCAGUCGACUCACUUGUCAAGAAAUUGAAGAAGCGAAAAGGGGCUAUCGAGGACCUCGAGAAGGCCCUGUCUUGUCCAGGCCAGCCAUCAAAGUGUGUCACUAUUCCGCGGUCCCUGGAUGGAAGGUUGCAGGUUUCACACCGAAAAGGCCUGCCUCAUGUGAUCUACUGUCGGGUCUGGAGAUGGCCAGACCUACAGAGCCACCAUGAACUCAAGCCCCUCGAAUGCUGUGAAUACCCCUUCUCAGCGAAACAGAAGGAAGUGUGCAUCAACCCUUACCACUACAAGAGAGUUGAAAGCCCAGUCCUGCCUCCCGUGCUGGUUCCCCGGCACAGCGAGUACCCUCCAGGGGGCCACACGAUGAUUCCUCCGGUUUUCCAACAAGUGGCCGAGUCUGCAAUGCCGCACAAUGUCAGCUUCUCGGCGCAAGGCUUCAGUGCCACCACUUCGGGGUCAGGGGUCACGGCGGGCACAUCCCCUGCAGCGGGAACCACGGCAGCCGCGGGCGUUCCCUCACCGGGCCCCAGCCUUGGCAGCUCCGCACCUAACAGCCCCUUUGGAUUGCCUGCAGACACUCCUCCACCUGCUUACUCAGCUCAGGACGACAGUCAAUCUGCCACUGAUGACCAGCCCCAAUCAAUGGACACAUCGACUGUUCCUCCUGACGUGUCCCCGGUCACCUACCAAGAACCACAGUAUUGGUGCACCAUCGCUUAUUAUGAGCUGAACUCAAGGGUGGGCGAAAUCUUCCACGCACAGAGCCACAGCAUCGUCAUCGAUGGCUUCACCGACCCAUCAAACAACAGCAACCGCUUCUGCCUUGGCCUCCUGUCAAAUGUCAACCGCAACUCAACAAUUGAGAACACAAGGCGGCACAUUGGAAAAGGCGUUCAUCUGUACUACGUUGGAGGCGAAGUUUAUGCCGAAUGCCUCAGCGACAGUGCCAUCUUUGUACAGAGUAGGAACUGCAACCACUCGCACCAGUUUCAUCCAACCACUGUUUGCAAGAUUCCGUCGGGCUGCAGCCUGAAGAUCUUCAACAACCGAGAAUUUGCCGAACUGCUGACCAUGGCAGUCAACAAUGGCUUUGAAGCCGUGUAUGAGCUGACCAAAAUGUGCAUCAUCCGCAUGAGCUUUGUCAAGGGCUGGGGUGCCGAGUACCACCGCCAGGAUGUGACCUCAACGCCUUGCUGGAUUGAAGUGCACCUCUCUGGGCCUUUGCAGUGGCUUGACAAGGUGCUCACGCAAAUGGGCUCACCGCACAACCCAAUCUCGUCGGUUUCGUGACAAGACCCCUCGUUUUCUUUUCUACCGGCAGUACUUCCCUCUUCACCCGUUCCUCUGCCGUUCACAGAUCCCCUCCCUCCUGCCAUGUUUUACAAGCAGUCUCAACACCCACACAUCGUCUGCAGGCGACAAGAUGGUCUUCUCUUGCCCUUCUCGCAUGCUUGGUGUUGUGUUGUUUCUGGAGUCGGCUACACAGCGCGUUUGCUGGAAACUAUGACUACCAGGUGGGCUUGGCUCCAAGUCGGUGCCAUUCUCUCUGGGCACUAGUGCGAGCACAAAGCAAGAUGCCUUCUUGUGGUGGUGUGGUUCCCUCAGCUUCGCCGUGACACCAGAGUCUUUUCUGUGUGUGUGUGUGUGUGUGUGUGUGUGUGUGUGUGUGUGUGUGCAUGUGUGUGUGUUUGUUUGAAAGCUCCCUUGUGUGUUAGACAAACACGUGGCACUCAACACGCGCGAGCUGAGUGACAGGUGCAGUUUGCGGGGGUUUCACCACUGCGCGGCGACUCGCGUCGCAUCCGCUACGAAUUGAGUCUGCAUUGUGUGUUGCGCAAGUUUUUCUUUUACAUAUGCAAAGAGCCCGGAAGGUUGCUUUCUUGGUGGUAGUAUCAGCACAUGUACCAGCACAUCUGUGAAGGCAUGAAAUUGGGCUAGUUUUGUGGAUGUCCAUCAUUCUUGCGCUGAUGAGUGAGGCAAUGGUACACAGACGUGAGCGUAAAGAGAUGGUACUGGACAGAUGAAACACAGCAACAUUACUUGAAGAAGGAAGGGUGGGAGCAGUGAUAGAGCCAUAAUUUCAAUCGCUCUUGGAUUUGUCUUCGGUGCAUGUUGUAAACCGAGCACUAGAAAGUCUAUUGUGCCCUGUUGUUACCAUUAACACACGAAUGAUUGAUAUAAUUGGUGCAUUGUCUUUCGUGUUUGAUUUAAAUAGCAUAAGGUUGCACUCGGCAGACACCAUCGACCAUGUCUUGUGGAAGGUCAUUUGGCUAUCCUGUCUUUUCCUAAAUAACUGGAAAAACUUUAUAAAGUGGGAGUGAAUUAUCGGCAACUUUCAUGUGGUGAGGCUUAUGCAUAAAACAGAUGGUAUAGCUCUGCGUGUUGUCUGCUUUAUGACUGGUUGCACCAACAACCACGUCCAACGAGUUUCAGGUAGGUUCCGAAAGUUGGAGAAGCCAUGUUUCCAAGAAUCCUGCUUGUCUCAUUGAAUGGUUUGUUCUACCAUGUGUCUUGUGCAUUACUUGGUUGUUAACAAGCUCCCUCUAGUGUGUAAAGAAUCUGCAAAAGAUACAAGGAACACAAGGACAGGUUUCUGUACUACCAUUUGCAUCUGUAACAGUGUAAAGGCGCUCGUGCACAAUUUCUGUCACUGCAUUAUUGCAUUUCUGCACCAACCUCUGGUUGUCAACUUUUGAUCGAUGUUGCCUACAUAAUUGUGUAAGUGGUGAAAAUAAGAAAGAGCACUCUAAAAUUUGUGUCAGAAACUUAAGUGCAAGUUGCACAUCUGUUGCUCACUUUUCAUAUUUUUUCCCAUCCCUCCUCCCCCCAUUUUCCUUUUUCAUUCAAGCACCUACAGCCUGCUGCUGUCCACAUUUUCUCACCAUGAGCCCCUUUUUAAAAUUUUUAUUUUAAUACACAGUUCUAAUUGUUCUAUUUUAAUUUGAUUUUACUCGCCAUGUCAUUGCCAUUCUUUUGGCUCCGUGAAAUAGUUUUCUUUAAGCUUUUUUGGCAGGCCUGAAAACCUGAAGGCUGCCCGUGGAUGAUUUAUGGGUGUUCUGUCAAUGUAACGUUCAUAACUACACCCGUUGUUAUGCUGUACGCUUUUUCUUUUUUUUUCCUUUUUAAACUUGCCUGUCAUAGACAUUUGCAGUAAUCUGCUCAUACUUUAGGGGGAUGCUGCUGUUUUGCUGUAUUUGCCAGUGGUCUUUAUUGAGUCUGGGGUUAUUUGCACAGUUUGCUUGGGCAAAGAAAAAUAAAAAAAAAAGGAAUGCAUUCACAAAUAUAAAGGUUACUUUGCAGCUCUCAAAACAACUGUUAAUGAAUGGACCUAAGCCGAUGCCACUUUUGAGAAACUUAGCAACCAGUGUCCAUGCUACGAAAUAGUCAUUUUUCAAGUGUAUCGCUUUCAACUCGGGCAGAUUGGACAACAGAGAAAGAAAUUUAUGUGCGUGCAUGUACACGUUAUUCUUGCAUCACAUAGCAGUUGAGUGUAUUGACAAAAUGAGUGGCAGAAAGCUUGUGCUGACAAAGAGAGACUGUUGCUAAAGUGAGCGACCUUGUCAGGCCAUGGGAAGCAUCCCAAGAAGGAAUUGUGUUGGAAGGUGCGUUUACUUUCGGGAACAUCACUGAAGUGCAGGUGUGAUAAGUUUUCAUUUUCUUUCUUAUUUUUCUGUCAUUUUUGUCUACUACCAGUUGAUUAUAGUUUCACCAAACAGAUAAUCUCUCCUUCUAAAGCAAAAGCUGGUAGAUAAUCUCUCCUUCUAAAGCAAAAGCUAGUAGUGAGGAUUCUUGGCACAGAUUAGUCGGGGCUCAGAUUUUAAAUGUCAAUUGAGAUGUUCCCUCACCACCGCCAUUAGAGUUCCUAGCCUGGAGUCGUAUGAGGAUGCCUCUUGAUUAUGCGGGAACAGAAAAACAAUACUUUACUAGAGUGUGCUUUUUACACAGUGUGCUCUUGAGUGGGUUCUACACCUGGCUGCCAAGGUUGUCAAAGUAAGUGAGGUUUGACAACGACAACAACAAACAAUUCUAUGGCUGCACUACGCUACUUUGUUUCAGAAGGUGCACUAUGGUGGUCUGCAGCCUUUCAAAUCCUGGAACAUGUGCAUUGUUGCAGGAAGAUUUAGCUCUUUUGGGGCCAUCGAGUUGUUUUAUCAAAGACGGUAUACUCGUUUUUUUUUUGACUCAGUGGGGUUAGUUUCACAUGCGUCGUGAGAGCCAGCGGGCAUGUCUUGUCCGGUGCCUUAUCCACUGGGAUUUGAAAACAAAGUUUGGUCUUUGGUAAAUAUUGUUGCUGCUUUCUGGAAGCAUCUGAUCUGAUUGGCAUUUUGCCGAAUUUGGCAGGUUGCUUGCAUGGGUGCUUGCACUUUUUUGUUCCAUGCUUAUGCGCAAACCGUGUGUAUGUGAUUGGUAUUGAAGUAAAACUAUUUUGUAAGUUUCAGCUUUUAUUGUUAGUAAAAUUGUAGUAGGUGGUGAGAGAGGAUGGAGGUUACUAGGCAUCUGAAAAAAAAAAAAGAAACAAUUUGAACUGCAAGUGUGACAAGCUCUAGAAGUUAAAUUAGUUUGCUUGUUUCAACUUCUAUUAUUAGUCAAAUUGGUGUGUUUGGGGUGGGGGAUGAGAGAUCACAAUGACAUCUGUCGUAAAAGCUGUUAACUUGAGCUGCUGCCCGCCAUUUUGCUGUUUAGGCAUUGUAAGUGUGACAAGCUCUUGGCAUUACUGGUAGGGCCAGCUGUCGCAAGCAUAAUGCGCUCCCUGGUUAUUCAGUGCCUGCUUUUGGCCAUCAUUUUGCACAAAUUGGGUGACCUGCCUAUAGCGGUGCAUCGAGACACCUUUGGAAACAUUUUACAUGCACAAGCUUUUGCUGCAAUGUGGUCCUUGCUGACAAGUAAUGUUUACUGCACAGUUUUAUUGGGGCACUAUUGUUUCAUGUCUGCUUUUGAGCUGCACUUUUGGGUACAUGUUGUCAUAGAUGUUUUCUGGAGGUACCACUUCGAUUUUGAGCUAUUGGGCCCAAUACUACUACAGCAGUAGCAGUAAGCAGUUGAACAGCAGCUUGCACAUUUUUUUCUCGGCUUAAUAAUGGAGUUGCUUGGAGCUCUGUACUGAGCAUUUCAGUUUCUAUGUGUUGUUCAUUCUAGCAGUAUAUAAAGUGAAGGUUGAUGCAAUAAGUCUUUGCUCUUGACCCUGCAUUACUGAUGUAUUGUACAGUUUUUGUCAGAUUGUUUGCUGCAAUAUCUUAGAACAAGAUCUACAUUUGGUCAUUUCUGACAAGAAAAUGUUAUGCAUGUAAUAUAGCACAUAAACAUUUGCAUUUUUUUGCGUUGCAAUGUAGCAUUUUAACUUUUUAAUCAUAGCGUGUUGAUGCUGCUUUCGUGUACUUCUUGCACUGUGUAACAAGUUUGCAUUAGUAAGGCAAGUGUUGUAUGCUGCUCGUUGUUGCCAUAUGUGCGAUGUGGUCGAAGGUGUUCUUUCGUAACUAUAGCCAUUCACUCAGCUGGUGCUAAGCAUAGUGGAUAUAUAUGUAGCACAUGUACACAUUUUGUGCGUAGCAUACAUUUACACACCGAGAUGAGCAGAAAUGGUGCAUGGCCUUGCAUUCUUUUAAUUUCUUAUCAUUUGUAAAUGUUUAACUCUCAACCAGCCUUGUAGAAUGGCUUGUCUCUGCAAGGUUUUUCUUGUAUGCGAUUGAGGGCACAAGACAAGCACGCCUUCAGUUUCAUUUCAUUGUUGUUGAGCGUGUGUAGUUGCACUUUUUUGAAGUUGUAACCAUGCUAUGCAGAGAAAAACUAUACACUCAAGAGUUGCAUCGUGUGGACUCUUCCAUCCAGCAAAUAGUUUUUCAAAGUGCGCCCUUUGAAAUGCCUUCUCCUUUUUUAAAAGCUUCAAUGAGAUUAUUAUUGCUACGUGCCUUCAGCAAGCAAAGCUGUUUUUACCAAUUCUGUGCUGCACUUUUUGCGCCACUUUUCGGCCGGCUGUUACAUGAACAUACAGCCACAUUUGAUGCUAGCCAACCGUGUGAAGAGCUUGUUACGAUUCACAUUUCCUUUGCCGCAAGUUGAUAACUCCAUUCUUAUUGCAGGAGCAUGUCACAUUUGUGUCCUUACAGCUCUACAUUGAAGCUUGGUGGCUUUGUACAGUUUGUAUUUGAAGCAGUUGAGUGCAGAGCGAUGUGUGUGCGUGCCUGUGUGGUGCCCUCUCUUUCGUAUUUCGAAUUGGACUGUAGCAGAAAAUAAAAAGAAACAUUUCUCCGAA